AUGUAUCGAUCAAUGGAGGUCCUUCUAGAAGAGUCAGAGAAGGCUGUGGCUGAUCCAAACAGGGAUUUCUCUACCAGGUCACUGUCUUCUCGUCACAGGGCCAUUGACCCAAUCACACUUUCCAUCGUGGGUGGAGCAGCCACCUUCAUUACUGCACUGGUUGCAUGGCAGAUCAAGGGUGCAUUGAAGAGAAGGAAAGUUCAGAAUGGCCAGAGGCUCAUGGAGGGCGGCCUGGUGUUCACUUCAGCCGACUUCAUCGAUGAAGACAUGAGCUUGAUGUUCAGGGACUGGCAUGGAGAUCUGAACCCAGUAUGGAGUGACGCUGCAGAGCCCAGGCCAAUGGCACUGGGCAAAGUCCCUCCGGGCAAGUUUCCUCAGGUGCAAACCCCACCAGAGGGCAGCCCUGCUGUGAGCCACCAACAUGGCAGUCAACACUUCGAUGAGCAUACUGCCGACCAUGUGCCACAAUCGGUGUUCUCUCAGGCACCGCAGGUGCAGCCAGGCUCUGUUGAGCCAGUUUGGCAACAGACCCAGCCAGCCAUGAAACUCGAUGGUGGCCAAGCGCUCGCUGAGCCAUCCGAUGCCAAUCUGGAACCACAGCUCGCAAGGAACCUCCCAUUGCCUGGUCGAGGACAAAUUGCAAAGCAACCAAGAUUGUCCAAAUACCAGCUGUGGCCAUGA
Ostreobium quekettii is the source of this 681-nucleotide messenger RNA. NCBI's taxonomy places the organism in Eukaryota, Viridiplantae, Chlorophyta, Ulvophyceae, Bryopsidales, Ostreobiaceae. The record is from the annotation of a GenBank genome assembly.